CAUAACCAGAUUUAACGUAGUUUCGUAACAAUUUUCCGGCGUAACAUGAAGUAGAUUUGAAGAAAUUUUUUAUCACAUUUUUUAAUCUUUAUGUAUGGUAAUAUUAUCAAAUAUGACAGAUCUACCACCUGAGACAACUAAUAGUGAGUCUGAAGCAGUUUCAAGUCAGCCCAAUUCACCUGUUUUUGUUGGCAACAAACACGAGUUUGUGGAAAAACAGAAGGUAAAAUGCAAUGUGAAUGGGCGAGACAUUGUUGUGUUUUACCACAACCAACGCUUCUAUGCGAUGGAUCAACAUUGUUACCAUGCUGGUGGCCCUUUGGAUAAGGGAGACAUUGAGGACAUUGGAGGCAGAUGGUGCAUCAUUUGUCCAUAUCACAAACAAAAGAUAACACUUGAGACAGGAGAAGGACUUCAUUACUCAAUUGAUCCCUACAAUUUGAAGAAGCCACCUGAGUUGUGCUCCAAGGGAGUGGUACAAAGAGUGCAUCAUGUUCAAGUUAUUGGCAACAAACUUUAUGUUACCCUCUCAGAUUCAAAAGAAUACCUGCCAUCUGAUUAUUUUUAUUCAAAAAGAGUUGUAAAAAGUAACUGAAUGACAGUGUUACAUUAAAUAAUAUACUAUGUACACAAUAUAAAUGUCAAAACACAGGAAUGCUCUUCAAAAUAAAAAUAUUCACACUUUUAA
Messenger RNA from Pocillopora verrucosa, 688 nucleotides. Its product is annotated as Rieske domain-containing protein. Gene Ontology annotation, molecular function: 2 iron, 2 sulfur cluster binding. Lineage: Eukaryota; Metazoa; Cnidaria; Anthozoa; Scleractinia; Pocilloporidae. The record is from RefSeq and is a predicted model, not a curated record.